ACACAUAACUAUAUAAAUUUAUAAAAAUCAAAAUGGGAAAGAAAACAGAAAAAUCUAUCAAAGGUGGCGGACCUGCGUCAGCAAAUUCCAGAGCAGAAGACUCAUCAACUCCAGAGCCGUACAACUGCACUGGAAAUUUUCCUGAUGAUUUUGCCGAACUGUGGCAGAGAACUUGCCAAGAGAAAGAUAUGGCACCUAUUAUCAGAGCUAGGCCAAGGCCACCCUCGCCACCAGGUGAGGAUGCAAAAACAUCUCCUCAAGAAGAGGAAGAAGCAGAUAAUGAAGAGGAGCCGCCACCUUCCACAUACACAGCUGUAGAAAGAAACGUCUUUUUUAAACCGAGCAUUCAAUGUGAAUUUGAGGUCGAAGAAACAAAGCAACUGCAAAUAAACCACCCUCAACAGAUGUAUGUUCGAGGAUGGAAAAUUGAAGAGAAAUUAAUAACUGUUUUAAAAUUGUGUUUGUUAGAUAAACUGACAACUUUAAAUCUUUGGCAUUCUGGACUCACUGACCAUACUUUCAAAAUAUUGACGAAUUUUCUUCCCGCACUUUCUAAUGUUAAAACCAUCGCAAUUGAAGGGAAUGCUAUUCCAGAUUCAGAACCGUUUAGCGAGCUUAUUACCAAAGACAUUCCUAUUCAGCAUCUGUCCCUAAGAAACAACGAAAUAACUGACAAAGGUGCGGAAAAGAUUGGAAAAGCUCUUGGAUCGCUGAAUUUACCAAGUCCUGAGCUCUUGACCCUAAAUUUAUCGUUCAACCACAUUUCCGAUGAGGGCGCCAAAGGCAUAGCUGUAGGAUUACGCAUGAAUCGAGUUUUAACAUCUCUAUCUCUUGCGUCAAAUAGAAUUUCGGAUUCAGGUGCGCAAGCGAUUUCUGCCUCUCUCCAGUGGUUUACGCUAACUCAUGAAGAAGUUGUCCAUAGACGUAAAAUGAUGUCUGAACGAGGAAUAUUCGGCAGAGGUGGCUCAGCUCCUGGUUCAAGACGUGGGGACUCAAAGGAUCGUCCUGGGAGCAAUCGUAGCGGCUCUCAGGUUGAUAAAACUCGAGGAAGUAGGGGGUCAUCGAAGAAAAAAGAUGCUGGAAAGGGGGGUGACAAAACAGCGAAAAAAGAUGAGGGGAAAGGCAAAAAAGAUCCAUCAAAGCUACCAUCAAAAAUGUCAAUUGUAGAAACUCCAAAAUCGAAAGGCAGAAAAUCUGGAGGAAAAGAUAGCAAACGUGGAAACAUGUUAGAUGUCGAUUCACCUGAUAUGCUGGAACAUGUUCACCCACUCCUGGACCUCAGAAUAUCACACAAACAUGGAAAAGUCUACGCUCCUGGGUGUUUUACACUCGUCUGUCUUAAUCUAUCACGAAACCAAAUAGGAGAGUACGGUAUGAAGUCCUUUCUUGACGUCAUAAAGCAUCAAACAAAGCAAAAAGAGCGUGGAAAUUUAUCGUCGUCUGCACCGGGCCUGUUAAAGCUUUCUCUGCAAAAGAAUAGAGUCCCACACGACACUGUUACAUACUUAGAAAUCUUCCAAUAUAUGUUGGAACGAGACCCCAUCAAAUCAGAAACUAAAUCUCCUGAAGAUGAGUUACAAUCGGUGGCUGGAUAGGUUUAGUUUUUUAUGAUUUAUAUUUUGUAGUGCCUCGUUUUUGGUAAAAAAAUUAUAUUCUCUCAUUAAAUCAA
Molecule: messenger RNA, 1669 nt
Organism: Styela clava
Lineage: Eukaryota; Metazoa; Chordata; Ascidiacea; Stolidobranchia; Styelidae
Product: leucine-rich repeat-containing protein 71-like
Molecular function (GO): protein binding
Source: RefSeq, a predicted model, not a curated record